Messenger RNA from Helicoverpa armigera (cotton bollworm), 6432 nucleotides. RefSeq lists its product as uncharacterized. The record is from RefSeq and is a predicted model, not a curated record. The transcript is spliced from 2 exons. NCBI's taxonomy places the organism in Eukaryota, Metazoa, Arthropoda, Insecta, Lepidoptera, Noctuidae. Bases 5166 to 6239 code for a protein of 357 amino acids.
UUUGUAUUUUUUAUUAAUGACGCUCUGCUGCCAUAUUAAGAAAAUGAUUUAAAAUGAAAAAACAUUAUUUAAGGUUUAACUUUACCUUUUUAUUUACCUCUAAGAAUUACAAAAACAUUUUUAUAGAACCUACUUUGUGCAAGCAAGGUGACAGACAGAGAGAGAGAGAGAUGUUGCCAGUAAAAUAAAAAUAUUAAAUGUAUACCAUAUCUCAACAGUUUUCAAAGUAAACUGUUUCACGUGCAUAUGUAUCUAUUUUGUUCGGAGGACACAAAAGGACCAUGGGCAAAAAUGUAUGAAGCUUGGGCUCACCCACCAACAGAGAUGAGACCACUAUGAAUAUACUUGUAAAGCACUAAAUAUAAAGAUUUAAACUCUUUCAGUGUGCCCACUUUAGCAGUUUUCAUCAUUCUUUUUUUCAUUUUAUCACCCUGGCCAUAUGGAUGCUCUUUCAUAGACCACUCAAAACAUUUAACUUCAAUUUCUUCCUGAUCAUCACUAGCUGAUUUUUUUUUAUCUGCGCAAAUAUCGCAUUCUCCAAACAUACAUUCUUUAGACUUAAAAUCACAAUGAAAGUCUGAAGUGAUGUCAUUUAAGCUUUCUUUCUCCUGGAGAAAUCCCUGUGAUUUUAAUGUAUCCACCAAAAAUUGCAUAUUUGAGUGCUUCACACAGACACAUGUUUCACAGUUCCUUAUUUUGGGAGGUAAGACGUGUAAAAGCGACGAUGUUCGAGAUGUUCCUUUGGAGAAAGUUGGUUUUGGUAAUUGCAAAACUACACCUCUAACAUCCACACUUGCUUUGUCUUCCAAAAUUGGAAAUAUAAACUUAGAAGACAUUAUACUUAAAUAGAGCUUCAGGAAACCUCCAAUAUUUAUGUGUUCAGGAUUAACUAGUUCUUCCCUGUGUUUCGGAUGGCACGUUAAACUGUAGGUCCCGGCUGUCAUUGAACAUCCUUGGCAGCUGUUACGGGUAGUCAGAAGCCAGUAAGUCAGAUACCAGUCUAACCAAGGGGUAUCCGGUUGCCCGGGUAACUGGGUUGAGGAGGUCAGAUAGGCAGUCGCUUCUUGUCAAGCACUGGUACUCAGCUGGACCCCAACAUGAUUGGGAAAAGGCUCGGAGGAUGAUGAUUAACUAGUUUUUCAUUAAUUACCUCUUCUUCUGAUUCCGACGGGGCAUUUCGAUGUCUUCACUAUCACUAUUCACUCGUCAUCACAACUUCUUCUUGACUAGAAUCGGAAUAUAUUUCUGCAGGCAAAGAAGUCACUCUUUUUUUCUUUUUUGGCUCAGUUAAUCCUAACAGAUUUUUCGCUGACUUCAAUUCUCUCGCUUGCUGUUUUGCUUUUUGUUAUUCUCUUUUCUUUUUCUUUUCAUUCAAAACUCUCUUCUGUUCAAUGGCAUUAGGGGGACAAAUUUUGAAACAAUACUCCUCUUUCUUCGAUGAUUUCACCCCUCAGGGGAUAGUAUUUGAAAGUGGAGGAAUAGUGUUGACAUUAAAUUUCUUCAUCAAGAAGUUCAGUUCUUGGUAAGACUCAUCAAAAUCUGUUUUAUAGAACAGAUUUCGCGAUCCUUUGACAAACUGAGGUUCAAACACUGGGUUUAGCAAAAAUGUGCUGAGGGCUGAAUCAUCAUUUGUGUUACGCCGUGGAACUCGUUUCUUUUUCACCCAUUGGUAUGAUUUUUGCACUUCGAUAACGUCUAUGUUCUUUCUACAGUUCGCUAUAAUAGACUUGUAGUCCUCGUAAUCAUAAACUCCAUCUCGACGCCUCAUCUCUUUUUCUAUAUUUCCGUGUACGCCGUCAGCAGACAUGGGUAUGGCCUUUAGUAAGAAAUCUGAGAGUGAUAGUAUCAAUAUUAAUGCACUCAGAAUUAACAACCAUUACCAGCGCUGUAAAUAAAAACCAGUUUUUAUUUUGUCCAGUGCAAUAAACGGUAUAUUUGUUUUCUUGUUUUUUGAAUAAUAGUUUUUACACAACUUUUUAUUAUUAUUGAUAGCAUUUUCGUACAUACGCCGCAACCUUCUAAUAGUUAAUACAUGCUUUUUGCUCAUACAUAUAUUAAUAGGUGUUUUAGAGGAUGUAGGUUCAUUAUUCUUAGUUUGGUCCUUUUUAAGGUCAGUCUUUUUUUAAAAAUUACAAAUUCCCAACUAGGGUCAUUCAAUCGCGGAGAAUCUCAACACCGCGAUUCGUGAUUUGCAUAAAAAUGCACAACGCCAUCUAUGUUGACAUAAUGGAACUAAAAUACUUAAACUAACAUAGAAUCUUGUACAACAUGAAUCAUCUUAAAAUUCUUCAAAAUUUAUUUCUCUUGAACUGGUGGCCGGUUGCAAUUCUGAUUGUGUCUCAGAAGGUGACAGGGCUAUGGGCUGUACAGAAUUGCCGAUUUUUUGCGCAGGUGAUGGCAUCGUUGGAGAGUCCACAUAAUUAAAAUUUUCAUUUUCCUUGUCAUCUUGUAAGGUUAACAUCCUCAUUGGCAUUCUACGUGCAUGUCUACUGUCCACAAUUUCCGGUAAUAAACACUUCAUGUAAAAUUUGACCAGCUUUGACUCCAUUUGUGUCUUCCAGAAAUUAUCUACUAUCCCUUUCGAUACGUUCUGUAAGCAAGGGUUCAUUUUCUCCACCCCAGAUGCCGAGCAGACAAAAUCGUCUUUCAGUAACGUGAAGCUGUCCUUGUAUUUGAUAAAACCAGUUUGAUUUUUUAUUUAUUUCGUAUUUUAAAAUUUGUAUCUUGUUUUGCUGUACUGCACUAGUUAGAUUUUUUUUUACGGCAGUUAUCAUCGCCUACUAAUCCGUCAGGAGUGGCUCCAAUAAAUGGAUAACUCCUAUCAAUGAACAAACCGCAAGACAUAAUACUUAUAUUUUCUUGCUUUUCAAGUUGUUGAAGUGCUUGCCUUUCGUUAAGUAUAAUUGUGGAUCAGUAAUCUUCUUGAUUCCCAAUAAUUUAAAAUAUUUGUAUUAGAAGGAAGCAACGGUUCAUUAAGAAAAGCAAGCAAACUAAUCUGCAAAUUGUCAUUAUGAUUUAAAUGCGGUAAAUCUUGAUAUCGUUGCCUGAACUACGUUUACAAAAAAUUGUCAAGGUGGAGGAUGAAGUUGAUGGUAUGGGAUCAUCUGGAGUUUCAUUUUCUGUUUCUCUUACACUAACGGUCAAAUUUAACCUUAAAUAUCUUUGAUAAGUUUGGACUAAAUGGGCACGAGCUAAUUCCAGCUGCUGAUUUGACAACAUUGAAUUUACUCUCGGAUCUAGAUAAAUUGCAUCCAGAAAACAUUCAUUUUCAAGAAGAGUUUUCUCUCCUUCCCUCAUACAAAUGACUAAAAAUAUGGCAAAUACUGUGUUUAUAUUUUCUAUUUCUAGGAUACAUUUAAGCCAGGCAAGAUAGAAUCAUUUCUCAUCAAAUCAGAUAGAAUCAUCACUGAACAAAGAUAUUCAAUUAGGUCAACAUUUUAUACUUUGAAAGUAUUGAAAUAAACUAACUAUGAGUAGGUAGACUAGAUCCAUCAAACUACCUCAAACUCACCAGAUUCCCUCUUUCUGCGCUUGUGACUUUUGACACCUGUUUUUGUCCCUUUAAUGCCAAAACUUUGGCCGAUUUUUGAACAGUCAUAGUAUUUGUCUCGUCAAGGUUAUACACUCUAGUUCUGUUCGGAGCUCAGGUAGGUUGUAUUGAGUGGACUGUAUAUUGGUGAAUUACUGUUUUAAUCUUCAAGAAGUACAAUAGGUAUUUUAGUAGUGUAAACAUUCGUUGGUUGAACGCGAGACGCGAGUCGAACGCGAAGUGAAGCUCGCCGCCGCCGCUCGCCGCGUGCCGGCUUUCUCCCCCGCGCCCGCGCCUCAGCCGCCGCCAUCGCCCGCCGACAUGAUCACGCGGUUGAUGCGUGAACAGUUCCAUUCUCAAACAUUUCGUGUCGAGACAUUGCAGUUUCUAGGUUGUCAUAAAACAUAGUGACAUUAUGUCUAUUGAACGAUGUAGCCCGACUAAGGCUACACCUCUCAGGUGUCCUUAAAGUGAUGUUCGGAUGCCUUUUUCGAAAACCAUAUAGCCAUUCAACUCCUGCCUGCUUUGUAUCAUGCCAUUUCUGAGGUACUUCUAUAUUAUUAACGACAGCGGUUUCGUAAACAAUUUCGCAAGCAUAUUCUAAAGUAGAUAAACCACAAAAUACUUUGCAACAUUCUGCUAUAUAUUCAGCCAGAAUUUCUUCUUGGUCUGUGGUAAAUAUUUUACGCACACUGUAAUUAGGUGUUAGCUUUUCCGAACUUAACGGAUCUUCGUUGGUUGAUUUUUUUUAAUUUAUCGUUGUAUCUGACAACAUUAAAGAGCAAGGCCUUAAGACAAAAAUCCAGCUAAUUUAAUUUAAUAUGUUUAAAACAAGUGUUCAAAAAUAACCUUAAAAUUUAUUCUCGUACUUACCUAAUCUCGAGAUAGUCGCCGCGCGGCCUCCCGCUUCGAAACACUGCGAGCAACUAGUUAGGCGCGGGGGGCACCGCUAGGUCAUCAAACACACAAGCGCGUGAGUGUGUGCGUGCAAUACAUACAAAGUUAUGCAAAGUGAUUCACUGACUGUUACCCAUCUUCCCCUAACAUAUUCACUAUCUAUUUGAUCCGUUUCACUAUCGAAAUAAUGUUUCUACUGCGUGGAAUUUCCUUUUUGUAGGUUACGUUGAGGAGUCCGUACACGAAAUCAAGGUGUUCCUCCUCUCUGUGCCUAUUCGUCGGAAGUUGUGCUAGUAAAGCACGCUUCUCACACACAAAAGAAUCUUAUAUUUUCUUUAGUUUGUUUUUUUGCGAAACAUUCUAAAUAAAUCUCGUGCGGCUGCAUCUUUGGCGCAAACGAUGUUCUAAUUGCGUCUAGGGCUUGGUUCCACUUUUUUAUGUCACUUUUUACUCCGUUCCACAACGUAGCAGCAGUCCGAGUAAGCAACAACGUUAGGGUGCGUCCACAUCUGGCGAAUGCGCAGCACGCGAGCCGAUCGCGAGCUGUCCGCGAGCUGCGCGCGUGCAUUUUUGUUCGUGCGCCGCCCGCGCGCAGUUCGCGCGCGACCUAAGGCUAUUAAUAGACGUUCGAAUAUGGUGCGUUCGAACCGACGGACCGGACGGUGCGCUCGACACGCCACACCACCGCACCGCGUCAAAGACGGUCCAGUGCUUUCCGUGCAGUAGUGAUCACGUCGACAUGCCUCCAACGUUAACCAAACAAGCCAAAAUCGCGUUAGUUGCGGCAACCGUUGUAGCUAUUACACCUAUCAAAAAGGAGAGAAAAAAAAGAAAAGAAUGGGCAAAAUUCUAUUUAAAAGACAGAGAGUCAUACAGUCAUAUGCGACUUAUAAAAGACCUUGAUGAUGAAAAUUUUCGUAUAUAUCUUCGCAUGAGUUCCGAUUCAUUUGGUGAAUUGCUUGAACUUGUGAAACCAUAUGUAACUAAAACCAAUACAGUUAUGAGAAAAGCUGUAACAGCUGAAGAGAGAUUAGUGGCAACAUUAAAAUAUCUCGCGUCAGGGAGAGAAUUCAGAGAACUCAAAUUCGGUACAAGUAUAUCAUCGCAACUAUUGUCCGACAUAAUACCAGAGACUUGUGAAGCAAUCUGUAAAGUGCUUAAAAAUUAUAUAAAGGUUCCUGAAACAGAAAGUGAAUGGUUAAAAAUAGCAAAAGACUUUGAACAAAAAUGGCAUUUUAAUCAUUGUGUGGGUGCAAUUGAUGGAAAGCAUAUUCUUAUCGAAAAGCCACCGGACUCUGGUUCAACAUAUUAUAAUUACAAGGGAACAUUUAGCAUAGUUUUGCUUGGCAUUGUUAAUGCCAAUUACGAAUUUAUUUACGUAAACGCAGGUAUAAAUGGGAGUAUUUCUGAUGGUGGAGUAUUUAAUCAUACAUCGUUUCAUGAAAAGUUGUUGUCUGAUCAACUGAAUUUACCACGACCAUCUGUCUUGCCGUCAUCAGAUGUAGUUGCUCCAUAUUGUUUAGUUGCAGACAGUGCAUUUGCCAUGAAUGAAAAUCUUAUAAAGCCAUAUCCACAGAAAAACCUGACACAUGAUAAAAGAAUAUACAACUAUAGACUUUCCAGAGCUAGGAGAAUUGUUGAAAAUACAUUCGGUAUAUUAGCUGAACGCUUUAGGGUAUUCAAAAAACCCAUCACUAUUAAUGUUAAAAAUGUACCAAUAAUAGUAAUGGCUUCAUGUUUCCUGCACAAUUUUCUGCUAAAAAAGUCUGCAAAGUACGUCACGAGGAAUUGUGUCGAUCAGGAAGAUAAAUAGGAAAUAAUACUUUUCGAUCAGGAGAUUGGCGGAAAAAUGACAUCUCAGUAAAUCUCAAUAGAACAGAUAGACAACGUACCGCAGAUGGUAAUGCGGUUAGGCAGAUAUUUACAGAAUAUUUUAACAAUCAAGGCCGUGUUGAUUUUCAGGAAAGAAUGAUUAACGUACUAAAUAUUUAAGUACUUACUUGUCU